Molecule: messenger RNA, 2789 nt
Organism: Manduca sexta (tobacco hornworm)
Lineage: Eukaryota; Metazoa; Arthropoda; Insecta; Lepidoptera; Sphingidae
Exons: 3
Coding region: 108-2411 (767 amino acids)
Source: RefSeq, a predicted model, not a curated record
CGAGGUAUAAAAGAAGGUAACAUAGUGAUUCGCAGAACCAUUUGCACACUCCCGCCCAGCGUCUCUGGUGUAUAAUACAGAAAGUGCCGGCGAGUGACGUCAGCGAGAUGCGGUUAAUAUCAACGAUAAUAUUCUGCGCAGUGAUAGCGACGAUAUGCGCAGGCCCAGAACCCAAGAAAUACAAGACAGAUGUUAAAGAGAAGGAUAAAAAAUCUAACACAACACUGACAGAAGAAGAAAGGAAAUUUUUGAGGGAAGUUGAAGCUAAAUUUGGUAUAAAAGCUGAUGCUGAUAACAAAGAAAGUGAACAAGAAAACAAAACUGUUACGAAUGUGACAACUCCUUUCCCUGCAAUCAUAGCAAUAGAAAUCGUCAAUGAUACAGAUUCAAAGUCAAAAGGCAAACGAACGAUAGAUGCAAAUCUUGGUUACGGAUAUAAAACCAAUAAUGGAUACUCAUACUCCUAUUUUGGUAAAGGAGCACAAGAGAAAGGAAAAUUCAUGAUAUACCCAUAUUCCCAGCAGGACAUACCUCCGGUUUCACAUCCCGGAGAAAAUUAUGAUCACGCAGCUGGGAGACAUCCGACAGUUUCAACAAAAGUUGAAAUUCAACCAUCCCGGGCAUUUGAAUUAGUGCCAGUGAAAGACGAAAAAAAUUCUUACCCAUAUAAAUCGCAGUUAAAUGGACACAGAACGAAUUAUAAUAAUAUUAAGGGAUUAGUAUCUCCGCCACCACAACACUCCCAAGUAGAUUACUCCCAGCAUCAAGCACCAGCGUCUCACCCUUCAACAUUGUACACCACAUACAACGGAAAAGGGUUUUCUGGUCUCAGUGGUCAAUUCCCAACAGUUAUGCCAAAUUAUUUUGUAGAUCCAACCCAAUUAUUGAAGUAUCCCGAAUAUAAAAGCGCCGGUUUAACUCCCGAUCAUUUGAAUAAUUUACAAGACACAAAACCUGAUCACAGGGUGGUACCUGUAUUAGUCCUUCGUAUACCGAGCUCAUCACUUAAAAAUCCAACAGCUGAGUUAUUUGCUAACCUUCCAGAGAAUUAUCCAUUGUCGAGGUAUUUAAAUAAUGUUAACUUACAAGAGUUGGUUAAUCAAUAUUUCAAAAAGAUGGGAUAUUCCCAUGGGCCUCCGGUUAUGGCAUAUCAGGAAUCGCUAACAUUGAAACCAUCUGAUGCUACUGUUGCUGCCCCUGCUACAAAUUAUGAACCACAACAAUACGCCCAUCCUUAUGUUCAACCUUCGUACACUCAUGCAGACUUUUCUGGUGUUCAAUAUUCUGCCGUCAAACCAGUGAUGGCGAGAUAUCCAUCAAGCUAUACUCGUCAGCAGUACUACCUUCCCCCAGGACAUUCGCUCUACCAUCAGCCGAUGCAUCAACAAAAAUACGAGUAUCGUUACCAAUACGUGCCGCAAUCUGUGGUGCCAACACAGGCGCAUUACGUUGAACCUCAAUACCAACAGCAGACUCACCAGGCCGAUCAAGCCACAUCUCAAGAGUCGGGAUACCAAGAUGCUACAUUAAACCAUCAAACACAUGUUCAGGAUACCUCAGCGGAAGUUGAAUACUCGGUUCCUGCGCAAGCAGCUGAUCAUGGAAGUUCUGUUACAACAACUUUUGAGUAUGUAAAUCCCCAAGCCCAGGUUCAAACAAACUAUGAAGCAAGGACUCCAUCACCUGAAUAUGGUGUAGUUCCACAAAAAUCGGAAGUUGAUUCUGCUGAAUACGAUACUAAUAAAGUUACUCGAGUACCAGUAUACGGACCACCAAAAGAAGAAUCAGGUGCCCAACAACAAUACUUCACGGUAGAACAACCCAUCCAUAGUGAUGCGGCUGCAGUAUAUCAGGCUCAAGUACAACAAAAUGCUCAAAAAUAUUAUUCCGAAGCCGACUCAGGUGAAAAUCAAGGAUAUGUAUAUCAACAACCAGCAAGUGAAGACUCGGCUCAUAAUUUAGUGCUUACUGAAAACUAUCCAAGCAAAGACCAUACUAUCGCCACUGUUCUACCGCUAAGCUAUAAAACUCGACAACCAACCAGUGGUCCUGUUCAAACAGUAACAUAUGUCACCCCGAUGCCUUAUUCCUACAAAUAUCAAUCACCAUACAAAGUAAUGAUACCACAGACGUAUCUUAAACAUCCUGACUCGGAGAAGGUUGCGUAUGUAAAUUCACAUUCAUUCUCAACUUCUCACACCCAAACUGGAUUGCAUUAUGAACAAAAUCCGGAAGCGGAGUAUACACUACCAUCCCAAUAUAUUCCCCCUGUCGGCAAACAAAAACCUCCUGCGUAUCCUAGAAAUUACCAUUCUCACCCGAAGCGUAUGGCGCGGCCAGAGAAUAAAAGCGAAAAUGCCACGCAUGCGAAGAAGCAAAAUGGUGGAAGUGAUAAGAGGAAGUCGUCAUAAAGAGUCAAAUGUUUGUAGAAAAAUGUAAAUAUUAUGUAUUUGUAUAGUUAUAGAUAAGUACUUUAAGUAAAUCGGUGCGUACUAGCUAAAAUGAAUUAUUGAUAGCACAAUGACAUGCUCGUACGAAAAUGAAAAAAUGUACCUAAUAAAAUAUAAGACUUAUCGAAUUUGUAGGAAUGAAAUUAUUGUUUAAUUUAAUUAAUUGUUAUUUAUUUCUUGUUUUUUGCUUGAUGUGUGAAUUGCCAGUUUUAAAUGCUAAUGAUAAUAUUAAGUUUGACAAACAUAUGGUAACUGUUUAACAAAUAAUGAACGUUUAUAUCGUUAUUGUUUGUUUUCAACACUAUGUGUUAACCAACAUUAAAGUCAAAGCUAAAAUAA